Messenger RNA from Hippopotamus amphibius kiboko, 2885 nucleotides. It is a transcript of the gene CD14, whose product is annotated as CD14 molecule. Gene Ontology annotation, biological process: positive regulation of type I interferon production; lipopolysaccharide-mediated signaling pathway; toll-like receptor 4 signaling pathway. The record is from RefSeq and is a predicted model, not a curated record. The transcript is spliced from 2 exons. Bases 263 to 1387 code for a protein of 374 amino acids. Lineage: Eukaryota; Metazoa; Chordata; Mammalia; Artiodactyla; Hippopotamidae. Gene Ontology annotation, cellular component: external side of plasma membrane; lipopolysaccharide receptor complex; membrane raft. Gene Ontology annotation, molecular function: lipopolysaccharide binding; protein binding.
CUGGCAACAUCAUUCAUUGCAAAAUUUCCCAGAAGUGUAGAGGAUCCGGUGGUUGGGAGGAAGAAAGGUGGGGAGUGACCGGGUUCAAAGAGGAGGGAACAGAGUGACAUCCCAGGGUUACAUAAACUCUCAGAGGCUGCCGAAGAGUAAGGACCGACAGGUUUGUGGAGCCUGGAAGCCAGCGAGGGCCGCUGUAGAGGAAAGAAGCCACAGCCCAUCCGAGACCAGUCGGGGAGGCAGCGGCUCUGAGGACCUACAGACCAUGGUGUGCCUGCUGCUGCUGCUGCUGCCACUGCUGCGUGUGUCUGCAGCCACACCAGAGCCCUGCGAGCUGGACGAGCUGGACGAAGAUGAUUUCCGCUGCGUCUGCAACUUCACCGAUCCGAAGCCUGACUGGUCUAGCGCCUUGCAGUGUUUUGGUGCCGUCGAGGUGGAGAUCGGCGGCGGCGGCCGCAGCCUGGAACAAUUUCUAAAGAGCGCCGACGUCGACUCGAAGCAGUAUGCUGACAUGAUCAGGGCUCUGCGCUUGCAGCGUCUCACGUUGGGCGCUGCACAGGUUCCAGCUCAGCUUCUGGUCGCCUUUCUGCGUGCGCUCGUGUACUCCCGCCUCAAGGAACUGACGCUUGAGGACCUGGAGGUAACCGGCCCGAUGCCGCCGCCAACGCCGCCUCAGGAAGCCACUGGGCCUGCGCUCUCCACCCUCAGUCUCCGUAAUGUGUCGUGGGCAACAGGAGGUGCCUGGCUCGGGGAACUGCAGCAGUGGCUCAAGCCGGGUCUCAGGGUACUGAAAAUCGCGCAAGCACACUCGCUUGCCUUUCCCUGCGCACAGCUCCCCGCCUUCCCGGCCCUCACCACCCUGGACCUGUCUGACAAUCCUGGACUCGGCGAGCGCGGGCUGACUGCGGCUCUCUGUCCGCACAAGUUCCCGGCCGUCCAAGAUCUAGCGCUACGCAACGCGGGGAUGGAGACACCCAGUGGCGUGUGCACGGCGCUGGCGGCAGCGAGUGUGCAAGCCCAUAGCCUAGACCUCAGCCACAACUCGCUGCGUGCCACCGCCCCGGGCGCUACCGGGUGUGUCUGGCCCAGUGCACUGAGCUCUCUCAAUUUGUCGUUCGCUGGGCUGGAGCAAGUGCCUAAAGGACUGCCGCCCAAGCUCAGCGUGCUUGAUCUCAGCUGCAACAGGCUAAGCAGGGCGCCGCGGCCAGAUGAGCUGCCCGAGGUAAAUAACCUGAUACUGAACGGGAAUCCCUUUAUGGACCCUGAAGCCCUCAAGCACCAAGAAGACCCGAUGAGCUCUGGCGUGGUCCCAGUCUGUGCGAGUUCCGCCUUGACCAUGGGGGUGUCAGGAAUCCUGGCGCUGCUUCAAGGAGCCCGGGACUUCGCCUAAGGCCCAGGGGAGAAGGGGGAGAGGAAUGAAUUGGCUCAGAUUGUCCUGGCUCCGGGGAAGCCUCAUCUGGACAUCUCAAGCAACUAACCAUUUGCUUCAUUUUCAUUAAAAUCUUAAACAUUGGGUCCAUGUCAUUCACUCAACAGUUGUUUACUGGGCACAUUGCUGGAUAACGAAUCCAGUAUACUUAAACUUUCUUCAUCCUAACUCCCUAGAAACCAUACCUGCCCUUCCUUAGGGCAGGGGCAGAAGGGGCAAGGAAAAGUUGCCUGUCUGGGGCUGUGUGGGAGAACCAAGGGAGAACAAGGGAGAACCUGUGCAAUGCCGGCUUUCUGAACAGAUUACUGGCACCUGUGUCAAAGGAUGUUUGAAUGGUAAAACAUGCCUAGGAGGAUACAGAAUGUUUCCUCUCUGGUGCAUUUUCCAAGGGCCAGCUGCUCCCUUUCCAACGUAAUAACACCCAGAGCUACUUGCUUAUUCUCACUCUCUUUUUUUCCCUUCAACCCCCAGUGAAGAGAGACAGCUAUGCCAUUUGUUCUACAUACGCUCUGAGUUUUAUAAUUUGAGGGUUCCUCACCUGUAGUGUACAGUCCCUCCGUACACUGUGUCAUGUAAUGGGGAGUUUGGGGAUGGGGAACUGAUGCAAAAUGCUGUCAUUUAACAGUCUGUCUCUGAACCAGAGAUCUUGUGAUUAUGUUAGUAUAUGUGUGUAUAAUUGUCCUUUGAUUUGCAAACAAGAUAACAUCUUAGACCCCUGUACAGGGCAAUUAACAGUAUAUGUCCUCUGAACCACAUUAUCUCAGAGACCGAGAAUGUCAGUUAAUAGGUACUAUUCCUUCUAAGGGUCCCUUCAUUACAUCAAGGAGGCAGCCACACCCAUCAGAGAUCUAGGUAUCUGACUCAAGGGGGACCUCAAGAGGAGUGGGAGAAGGCGUGUAAACAUAGCCCUCCAGCCUGCCUCCCUCCAGUGUCCAGAACCACACAGAUAGGAAUGGAAAAUGCAAAUUACAUUGAUGGGAAAGUUAUACAGGUCAUCAGACCACAGACUCAAAGAAUCACAGGGACAGCUAAAUAAACUGCCACACUGACUCCAUUUUGUCAGCUCCAUCUUAGGCCCACAGUCCUGCUGCCUCCCCUUUCUGCACAACUUGAGCUUUAGUCUGUUCACAAGGCGUGCACCCAAGCCAGAUAACUUUCCUAACAACUUUUACUCUUGCCUUCAACUGAUAUGAAAACUGGAAGAAUGCCUUUUGCUGACAUAGAUGGUUAAUGAUCAUGAGAUCCCCAGGGAGGAAAAAGCCCUGGUUCCUUUGAAUGCAGAUAUGUGUCUUACUUGGUAGUCAAAUUCUGUUUUUAGCUUUGGCUCCUAUGAACCCUAGGUGUCCCCUUCGCAGAGUGCAGCUGUGAAGGCCUCUGGAUCCUAACUAUAUGUAAGUUCACAAUAUCCGAAUUAUGUAAGUAAUAUGGCUGUAUGUCAGUACCCACAAUAAACUUCAAA